This is a messenger RNA of Cuscuta campestris, 1011 nucleotides long. The record is from the annotation of a GenBank genome assembly. Lineage: Eukaryota; Viridiplantae; Streptophyta; Magnoliopsida; Solanales; Convolvulaceae.
ACCAAACUAUCUUUGACUCCCUACUUGACGAGUGUGACUUUGUCUACCCGAAGGAUAGUUGGAGCCAAAAGAGUUGGGAUGAACUUCUGGUAAGUGACACUGAAGACUCAUCCAUGGGGGAAAGUACGGUCAUAAUCAUCAAACCACAAAUGGAUUGUCAGCCCAUUGAAGACAAGGAAGAAAUCAAUCUUGCUUUGAAGGCCAAUGAUGUGGAUCAACUGAGGAGACUUCCUCCACCACCCACCUAUCUAGAGUCUCCUCCUUAUAUCCUGUUGCCACCAAGCCGCAGGGAUGAGUCAAGGAUCCUGGACCUUGACCGAGCAAUAACGAGGUGGUAUCAGAAGAGAUUCAGGAAGGUGGAAGAGUCCACUUCAUUCAUCUCCAUUGUUGAGCAAGAAGAAGAAGAAACAAGAAGAAGCAUCAAGGUUUCCAAAAUCCUGAGUGAAAAACGCAGCAGCAACUUCGUCGUCAAUUAUAUUCAUUCAAGCAAAGAAAAGAGGAAGAACUUCAACUCCAUUGGUGAAACAAGAAGAAGAAAUCAUCAUUGUUUCUUCAAAAUCCUGGCAGCAGCAAACCGUCACCUUAGAGUAUCGUAGAGAAGACCCGACGUUGGAAGCUUGAAGUUGAUAGAGGUGUCCGUACGUUGAACGUUCGUUGAGGCGUAUACUUUAUUCCUAUCACUUCCGUCUUCAACGUUAUCAAGGUAACGAUACUGGUCAUGGAGCCCAUCCCGGAGGUCAAUGAGAGUGAAGAGAUGUACGGACUGGUGGACCACAUUUCAGAUGCCUUAAUUAAAUAAAUACCUUUUCGGGCGAGUACCCAGAAAAUGUAAAACAAUUUGAUUAUGUUUUAUAUUUAAGCUUCCGCACUGUUUCAGCAAUACUCUGAAUUUAAUAUUUGAAAUUAUCUUUUACGUUAAAUUUUAAAUAGGUUUUAAAUUAUCCUUCAAAUUAUCAUGCGUAUUUACCAUCAUGGUAACUACUCCGGCUCAAAUAAUCUAGGUAAAUGGGU